CUCCGCGCCGCUCUGUGCCUCCUCUCCCUAAAAGUGGACCUCAAACUCCAAAAUCUCGACUUCUGGGACAGCCUCCAUGGCCAGGUCCCAGGACUGCUGGACUGGGACAUGGGGAAUGAGUCCUUUCUGGCCUUUACCACGGCGCACCUGCCCCUGACGGAGCAGAACCUUGCCAGAUACAAACUUCGAAUAGUUGAACCGCCAAAACUACCUUUGGAAAAAAAACCCAAUGCGGAUGAAGACGGUCCAGAUAUUGAGCCCAACCUGUGGAUGUGGGUGAACCCCAAUGUGGUGUAUCCCCCCGGCAAGCUGGAGGUUACAGAAUCUAAGAAAGGAGAGGAUCUGAUGAGCGAGCCCCCAUCCCCUCAGGCACCCCCAAAGGAGGAGGAUGCCAGCUACUCAGAGGUCGCCAGGGCAGAGUCAUCGCUGCAUUCCUCCAGUGAGCAGUCUCCGCCCCGGAAGCAGUUCGCUUCUUCCCCCAGCAACUGGGAGCUCCCAGAAGAGGAGGAGGCUAAGGACCAGGAUGACAGCUCCUCUGUGGCUCUCCCGUCCCCUCACACAAGGGCCCCCCUCCAGAGUCGGAGGCUUCGGCAAGCCAUCAGCCCGGAGGGGAGGCUCUGGUCCCGGCCCCCUCUCAAUUACUUCCACCUAAUUGCCCUGGCACUAAGAAACAGUCCCCCCUGUGGCCUCAACGUGCAGCAGAUCUACAGUUUCACUCGACAACACUUCCCCUUUUUCCGGACGGCUCCAGAAGGCUGGAAGAAUACUGUCCGUCACAAUCUCUGUUUUCGAGACAGCUUUGAGAAAGUGCCGGUCAGUAUGCAGGGUGAGGCCAGCACCCGGCCUCGAUCCUGCCUCUGGAAGUUGACUGAGGAGGGACACCGCCGCUUUGCAGAGGAGGCCCGUGCCUUGGCUUCUACUCGGCUGGAAAGUAUCCAACAGUGCAUGAGCCAGCCAGAUGUGAUGCCCUUUCUCUUUGACCUUGAACUCUAAGAAGCAAGAGUCAGCCAUGCUCUAUUAAAGUUUCUUUCAGCA
Marmota flaviventris (yellow-bellied marmot) is the source of this 1035-nucleotide messenger RNA. RefSeq names its product forkhead box R1 (gene Foxr1). The record is from RefSeq and is a predicted model, not a curated record. Gene Ontology annotation, biological process: regulation of DNA-templated transcription. Gene Ontology annotation, cellular component: nucleus. Lineage: Eukaryota; Metazoa; Chordata; Mammalia; Rodentia; Sciuridae. Gene Ontology annotation, molecular function: sequence-specific double-stranded DNA binding; DNA-binding transcription factor activity.